UCCUCUUCAAGUCUCCUAGUCUCUCUGUUCUUCUAAUUAAACUCAAACACUGCUAUAUAAUCCAGACCUCCCUAUAUUGGAUUCACUUUUCCUUUCAUUUCUCAGAUUCUAGUUUAGUACGCAGGAACUUAGAUCAUGCAGAAAAGGUUUAAGCCGGAAAAUCCAUGGUUUCUUGGAAUGGCUAUGGUGGGAUUGAUCAGUGGUGCGUUGAUUAUUGCUUCAUUUUUAAGAGGAAAUGGUUCUCCUACAGUAUUUUGUAACGGUGGUCCACGGCGCCCAGCCACCGCCGGGGACGUGACGGAGCUCCAGCUAGAAGCCAUUCUCCAUUACGCAACGUCGAAAGUGACUCCACAGCAAAACAUUCAUGAGAUCAGACUCUCUUACGACGUUCUCAGAUCUCUUUCUCCAUGCACUUUCCUCGUGUUCGGACUCGGUCACGAUUCUCUCAUGUGGGCCUCUUUCAACCCUCGUGGAACCACCUUAUUCCUCGAGGAGGAUCCCAAGUGGGUCCAGACCGUGCUCAAAGACGCCCCCGGGCUCCGAGCGAACACCGUCAACUACCGCACCAAACUCUCCGACGCCGACGAUCUCCUCUCACACUACCGCAAAGAACCGGACUGUUCGUCGACUAAAUCCUUCAUCCGCGGGAAUAGCAAUUGUCAAUUAGCACUGAAUAUGCUACAAGACGAGGUGUACGAUAAAGAAUGGGACAUUAUAAUGAUCGACGCGCCGCGUGGGUAUUUCCCGGAUGCGCCGGGGAGGAUGGCGGCGAUUUACUCAGCAGCCGUCAUGGCGAGGAAUCGAAAAAGUCCCGGCGUGACCCACGUGUACUUGCAUGACGUUGACCGCAAGGUAGAGAAAAUGUACGCAGAAGCCUUCUUAUGUAAGAAGAAUCUGGUGAAGGCUGUGGGGAGGCUAUGGCAUUUCAAGAUUCCACCAGCUAGUAACAUGGACACUGAAUUUUGCUAGAGUGUGCCUCCAGUGCUCAGUUUAUCUGUGGAUUAUUACUUUCCUUAUUGACAGCCACACAUUUUUCCCCCUCAAUUUAUUACAGGUUAUUGUAAUUCAUAAAUUGUGAUCAAUCAAAUACUGCAAAGUCCCUGUGAUUAGAAUUGGACCAUAAAGGAACUCCGAUCUAUACCAGCACCAUAAUAUCAGAUUGGGGAGGAAGAUCAGAAAAAAAUAUCUAUUCUAGUUCUAUUUCUCAGUAUUGUUUAAUGUAAUACUUAAUAUUGCCUUUUCUUGUACGCAUCCCAACAAGUAGCUAUAUUUAAAAUUAAAUAUAUUGUUAAAAAAUUAAUCUUGCAAUAA
Molecule: messenger RNA, 1311 nt
Organism: Olea europaea var. sylvestris
Lineage: Eukaryota; Viridiplantae; Streptophyta; Magnoliopsida; Lamiales; Oleaceae
Product: probable methyltransferase At1g27930
Exons: 1
Coding region: 136-969 (277 amino acids)
Biological process (GO): xylan biosynthetic process
Source: RefSeq, a predicted model, not a curated record